Paramacrobiotus metropolitanus is the source of this 1825-nucleotide messenger RNA. RefSeq names its product lipoyltransferase 1, mitochondrial-like. Bases 564 to 1631 code for a protein of 355 amino acids. Gene Ontology annotation, biological process: protein lipoylation. Gene Ontology annotation, molecular function: lipoyltransferase activity. The transcript has 3 exons. Gene Ontology annotation, cellular component: cytoplasm; mitochondrion. The record is from RefSeq and is a predicted model, not a curated record. NCBI's taxonomy places the organism in Eukaryota, Metazoa, Tardigrada, Eutardigrada, Parachela, Macrobiotidae.
ACAGUAUUUGCUUUACACUGCAACGUACUACGCCAUAUGCGUACGCUGUAAUACGCGCGCGCAGGUAAACCUGGCUCGACGGUAAAUCAUUUAGCCAGCAGCUCACGCAAAGGCAUCCGCCCUCGGCGGGAGAUUUCAGCUCCAGGCAUAAAUAUGUACAGUACCUCCAGGCUCCAAAGUCCAUAUUACCUCCAAACUUCCAAAGUUUGAAGUUUCAGACUGUACUCGUAGUGACUGUAAUGAUGUGAUCUAAUGCACUACAAAGUAAAUAUUAAAAACAAAGUUUAAAAUAUUUUCAUGUUGUGGGAAAUCCAAAUCUAGGAAACGUAUGCUGGGCUGCCGAAGCUCUUGUGCUGCUGUUUAAAUUACUACUCUAGUGUAAUGCAUUUUCUUAAGGAUCCCCUAUCUCAUAUCACAUCAGAUAUGCAUAGUGCGUGAUUUAACCGUUUAAACAUUUCCUUGAUUUGGAACCAGACACGGCAGACGAUAUUUUACUUUGUAUUCCUUGAAUCAUUGGUGACGGUUUCCGUUUGCUGCCCAACGUCACACAGCCCACAGGUUCUAUGUCUAAACAAUGGCGUGUUUUGAUCUCUAAAUCCCGGGAUGUAUACCUUAAUCUGGCAUGGGAAGAUUGGCUGUAUCGCAGGGAAAACUUUAUUAACCAGAACAUGUUGCUCCUAUGGCGAAACGAUCCUUGUGUCGUGAUUGGUCGUUAUCAGAAUCCUUGGAAAGAAGUGAACGUCUCAUCCGCGAAGAUGCUGGGUAUCUCCAUAGCGCGACGCUUUAGCGGGGGCGGCACUGUGUACCAUGACCUGGGCAAUGUGAAUUUUACUUUUUUAACUGAAAGGAGUUUGUAUAAUCGACGGAAAAAUUUGGAGUUUAUUGUGGAUCUGUUGAGGAAAGACUACAAUGUGCCGGCGACGGUAAACAAGCGGGAUGACAUUGUGGUCAAUAAUUCCUUGAAAAUUUCCGGUACGGCCGCCAAGCUUGGACGCACCACAGCCUAUCAUCACUGCACGCUUUUGGUAUCCGUUAUUAAAGACCAGUUACAUGCGGUGUUGUCUGCAAAAAAUAAAGGAAUAAGAACAAACGCCACGGAAAGUCUUCCAAGUCCUACAGUCAAUUUAGCGGAAAUUGUGGCCGGGAUUGAGUGCGAAACUUUGAUACACGGAUAUGCGAAAAGUUUUGCCGCGUUGAAUGAGUCUUUUGUAGACAAUGUGAUGGUGAAGGAAGUCACUCCAACCAAUGUUGAAUAUCCAGGUCUCUCCACAGUUGCCGACGAUCUACGCAGCACGGAUUUUGUAUUCGGGAAAACCCCCAAAUUUAACAUUGUCAGAGAGUACCUGCUACCCAACGAAGGAGCGGAUGCGCUACGAUUGUUAUUCGAUAUUCUGGUGGAUAAAGGUGUUGUACAAGGGGCAAAUAUUGAGGGAAACCUGCAUCCCAGUGUAAUGUCGGCAUUACGGUCCGUGUGCGCACAGCUCGACGGUAUUGCUUAUGACUCCCAUCUGAUGUGGUCAGUUUUUGAAAAAAGCAUGUUAUUAUCGCCGUUUAACGAGCCUCCCGAAGGUCGAAUAGAAAUGGAUUUUGCAUUGAGAUGCCUUUUGCGUACGGUGACCUGUCAAGAGUAAAGACGUAUUUAACUUUCUAAACUUCAUAACAUUUUGCAGCCUUGCAUUUUCGUCGCAUAUGCGGUACAUAUAUAAAUGUUUUCGCUGAGCGACCAGGCAAAAUCCACACGUUUCUUUGUCAUGUUGCGCUUGUCCUUUUCGGGGCAUGCAUGCACAGUGCGCUGAACAGAAAAAAAUCACAAAGUAUCGAAAAU